This is a messenger RNA of Nezara viridula (southern green stink bug), 426 nucleotides long. NCBI's taxonomy places the organism in Eukaryota, Metazoa, Arthropoda, Insecta, Hemiptera, Pentatomidae. The record is from the annotation of a GenBank genome assembly.
AUGCUAAGUGUCACGCUGAGGUGGCCGAGAGGGCUGACGCGUGCGCCAAGCACGCAAAGCAUUAAAAAAAGCAUCUGGAGGUGUGAGAUAUUGCCCGCUGGCUGGCUUACAGCUUCCGAUAGCAAUUCCCUCGCCCCCCCCACCAGUCCUGCUCCCCCACUCCCUCCUCCCAACCCCACAGCCCCUAUAUCUUACAUUCCGUUUGCAAAGAGUUGUUCUCAGAAUAGUUGGGUUGUAACUUGGGACAGAAUGCUGACAGUGACUUAUGAGAUUGAUAAGGAGGCAGACGAGCCAUCAGAUAUUGCAAGAGUUAGCGAGAUGGGGUUGAGGUCUGACCGCAUCACGUCUCCAGUAUCGGGCAUUGUUUCCCUCGGGUUCAUAAUUGCUCUAUCUCUCAACUUCCACUUGGACUCCGUGCACAGCUAA